CCUCUCCCGAUUGUCGAUGGCUGUAGGAGGACUCAUAUACAUGCCUGGCACUGUGCAUUCCUUGUCUCGUAACCCUCGGGAUAUGGCGACAUAUAAAACCGUCCAGACCCCCAUAGCCCCCGAGACAAAGAACCUCUCCAAGCAGUCGCCCACCAUACUCGAUUAUUUAUCCACGCGCCCUUCGAUCUAACAUGGCGAACGCGGCGCCGUAUCAGUACCCCAAUCCAGCACCGGAUGGCAUACCAAGGGACUAUCCCGACACGGUGGAGACCUGGGGCACUGAUUUUAGCAACACCAUCGACGCUAUCCUCAAGAUUGAGAAGGAUGCAUUGAAACAGGCUUGUCAGUAUACAUCGCCCGAGGCCAAGGCUGCGAUCCACAUUCAUUGUGGCCAUAUAUCUUGGUGGCAGUCGGAACUUGCGACCGUCAUCUAUGAUCUUAUGCGUCCGGGCUCAGACCUCGCAUCCGAAUACACAGAUCUCCAUGACAUCUUCUUCCGGCGCUGGAACGCCAGCAUUCGUUCUACUGCUGAGGGGGCAUUUGUCUCCAGAUGCCAGCACCUGUCCAAUAUCCACCAUAACCGAUAUGACAGCUACGAAAAUCAGCUGUGUUCCUUCAACCACCCUAGCUGUGUCACUGGCUAUGGAGAGAUACGCCAAGCGAUCGCCACAUAUGCGAACGGGAUAUGUCCCACCGUGCACAACCGCUUCGAACUCAAGGGACUCAUUGGAUGGGGAACGUACGGCAUCGUCUUCCUAGCAUACGAAAACCAAAAGCCAUACGCGAUCAAAGUCCAGCCCUAUUUCACCAUCAACUCUGACGUGAUCUGGCAGUCUCCCCGACAACCCUACCCGCCAUCCGUCGCUCCUCUAUACACUGCCAUGGCCGGUUUUACGCAGGAGAACUACGUCCCGCUCGAGGCAUACGUUCUGAUCCUCUUGCGCUCUUCCAAACGUUUCCCCAAAUUCAAGCUGGUCUACACCCACGAUAUGUUUACGUCGAUGGUCAUGGAAGCCUGUGGCCUCGUGAACCCCAACGACUAUGGGGAAGCCGAGCACAAAUUUCUGAAGAGAAAUCGUAGGAAAUACCCCAGCUACAAAGGAUCCGAUCUUAUUGCCAAGAAGAGAACAUCGCUGGGAGAGAAACAAGCCAACAAGCUCUCAACCCAACUGUUGGAGGCCAUGGCCUUCCUCCUGGACAUGCAUAUUUGCCACGUGGACCUCUCUCACCAAAACUACGCCGUUGAUGAGAAGUUGAAUACCAAACUCCUCGACAUGGGCCUCAUCCAAUUCGGCCAUGAGGAGCCUGACUUCUGGAAAGAGCAGACGGUGCACAUCGCCCACUACGAGAAAUUCAUGACGCCCGAACUCGCCGUCGAACUGUUCAAAGACGAGUGGGUGGACAAGGACUACAACGCCACGCGCACGCUCUUCGUCCCGCUAGGCCACGACGACCGCAACCUGAACGUCUGGCAACUCGCCUCCCUCACCUACGAGCUCCUUCACGGCUACUCCCCCUGGGACGACAAGCAAUGGAGCGCCGACAUCCAGGACCUCUACCACUACCGUAACGGCCGGGAUGCGGGUCAGAAGCGCAGACGCUAUAAGAAGAUAAGGGCCAGGCGCCGCAGGAUCAUCAACGAGUCGCUUCCUGUCCACGAGGAUUUAACUCAGGAUUGUUCGGACGCCUUGCAGAUGAUGCUCCAGAAGGAUGUGGACCAGAGGCCGAAUCUGGCGGAGCUGGAGUCUGUGCCUUGGUUUGGGCAGUGGAGUUAUAGGGAUAAGAGAGCGUUUGAUAGGAAUCAGCUGUUUUAGGUACUAUUUUUAAUGUUUGGUGGCGUUGUUGGGUGAGGGUGAGGGUUUGUGGAGUUGGCUA
Molecule: messenger RNA, 1875 nt
Organism: Aspergillus heteromorphus CBS 117.55
Lineage: Eukaryota; Fungi; Ascomycota; Eurotiomycetes; Eurotiales; Aspergillaceae
Product: Protein kinase domain-containing protein
Exons: 4
Coding region: 192-1814 (540 amino acids)
Biological process (GO): protein phosphorylation; intracellular signal transduction
Cellular component (GO): cytoplasm
Molecular function (GO): ATP binding; protein serine/threonine kinase activity
Source: RefSeq, a predicted model, not a curated record